This is a messenger RNA of Chiloscyllium plagiosum (whitespotted bambooshark), 1533 nucleotides long. RefSeq lists its product as uncharacterized. NCBI's taxonomy places the organism in Eukaryota, Metazoa, Chordata, Chondrichthyes, Orectolobiformes, Hemiscylliidae. The record is from RefSeq and is a predicted model, not a curated record.
CUUUGAUGCCAGUACACAUCACUGAGCCAUGCCGAACUCUACAGUUUCCCUGCGUGUUUCAGCUGUUGUAAAGUCUUUCGAGUGAACAAUCUCAUGCCCGUGAGCGGAGUGUGCGCCGAGAGGGGGACAAGUCGCCAGGUCAGAGAAUCCGUUUCCCAAACGUCUGUCUGAGGAUCCCGAUGCAAAGUCAGUGACCACCACAGGUCUUCAUCUUGGGACAUGGAGACUUCGCUGAGCAGUGACCCUAGGGUUUCUGGUUCCUGUCUGACUGCGGAAUCUGGGACAAGUAACACUGCAGAGAGAUAUCAAAGCCCCCAGACUGACCUACCCAUUGGAGCAGGAUCCGCCUCAGCGACUCAGAUGGGAAGACACAAAUCAUUGGGUUUUGCUCAGAUUGUGUUGGGAGUAUUUUUUAUAAUCUGCUGGACGCCAUUAAUUCUGCGACCUGUGUCAAUGGAAGGGAAGUACAGAAUCCAGUGGUGGAUCGGCCUGUCGUUUGUACUUUGUGGGUUUAUAUGGCAUACUGUGGAAAAGACAAUAUCUACUGUUCGGUUUGUGGCUUACCUGAUCAUGAAUACAGUCAGUGCCCUUGUUGCUGUCGCAAGUGUCAUCCAGGUUUCCAUGAAUUUGCACGUUUGGACAACAGAUAUUGUCUGCUAUUCGGGAAAUAUUUGUGAUUCUUGGUCCAUUGCUUUGGCUAGAUAUCGCUUAGGUCUCAUCAUCGCCCUCUUCCUCCUUGCAUUUCUGGAGCUCGUCAUAUCGAUUAUCAUUUUAAUUUUUGGAUGCCCCAUAGUAAGCAACAAAUCGAAGACACAGCACAAUAAGCCUCGAAGUAAAUCUACUGAUCAGGAAAGCACCUCUCAAAUGCCAACACACCAAGACACCACCUACAGCAAUGUAAUAUCUCAAACAACUUUAUAGCAUGGAUUCCCAUUGUGCAAUAGGAUUUUAAAAGGAAGCCAGAUUGUCACCAGAACAGCUCUGAGCAGUUUCUGGAUAUAUUUGAAUAUAUGUUGAGAUAGGCCCGAUAAAGAUAAUGCUCUCAAACUGUUGCUUUUGAUAUGUUGAGCUUUUAUAUUUGUACAAUAGGUAAAUUAAAAUUAAAACACUAGAUACAAUUUGUUCGAUCAGGUAAGUGUAAGUAAGAGGAAUGAUCAGGACUGUAACUCUCUAUGCAGACUUACCUCUUUAUUAAACCAGACCAUUGAGAGCAAUCAGCUAUGUACAACUGCUGGAGUGUGGGGUUCCAGCAGAAACUAGCAUUGCCUGCGGAAAUGGAGUAUCCAAUACUCUAUCAGAUUCAGCAUAUUUGCUACGUUGCCCUUGUAAGCACUGGAGUUUCCAGUCAGCCAGUCUAUACAUUGUUCAUCUACAGUGCUAACUGCUCUCUCAUCUUGGAGUGCUGUUAAAUCUCUUCUCAUAUGUGUAGUGUUAUCAUAUUGCUGUUCCAUUCCAGCAGUCCAAAGCUGUAAAACCUCAGUGUCUGCUAUUCCUACGAUGAGAUUUUUGUCCAGUUGUGCUGUUGUUCUUAAA